CGGAAGUUUUGGAAGCGUGAAUGAACGUGAAGACGUAAAAUAUGAAUGCGCCACCCACAUUCGAAUCAUUCCUCUUAUUUGAGGGAGAAAAGAAAAUACAAAUCGAGAAAGAUACGAAGGUACCAAAUGCUGCCCUGUUUACGGUGAACAAGGAGGAUCACACCUUAGGCAACACCAUUACAGUUCAGCUGCUGAAGGACCCCCAGGUGUUGUUUGCUGGAUACAAGGUGCCCCACCCCCUAGAACACAAGUUUGUAGUGAGGAUACAGACCACACCCGACUACAGCCCCCAGGAGGCCUUCACCAAUGCCAUCACAGAUCUCAUCAGCGAGAUCUCACUGUUGGAGGAGAGAUUCAAAGAAUCGGUGAAAGAGCGACAGGAAGGAGACAUAUGAAGAGGAAGAACCAGAACAGAAAUAUGACUUUUUUAAAGUGAACAUUUCUUUUGAACCUCAACUGACUUAGUUAUUUGUGGUUUCCUAGUUUAUUGUGGUAUUGGUAACCAUGGUAACAGUCAUCAACAUUUUACUCCAAAGAUUCAGAGCAGCACUUACUGGAUGGGCAAGUGAAAUGUUAAAGCUUUGUGUAAAUGUACAUGCGAGAGUUCUGUUCAGAAUGUCAGUUACAUGCACUUCCCUUGUUACAUUCAUGAUUUAGUUUUGGAAACAGAAUCUGGAACCUGAACAUAAUUCUGAAUCAGAUGUGGUGGAGUAACCUAGUGGUUCAAGUGUAUGGGCCAGGCUCCGAUUCCCCACAUGGAUAUAAAAUCAUGCAUUCUUUAAUAUGUUGAGAUCCAGUGAUUAGAGAUUUCAUCUGAGGGUGAACCAUGCAAUAUUCACUAACAAGUGGCUUGAGGUUAUUGUGAGAACAGUCGUCAUAUUUCGUUUCAUUGUAUACAUUUGUAAAUAAAUCAUCUACAUCAUGA
Molecule: messenger RNA, 925 nt
Organism: Haliotis rubra (blacklip abalone)
Lineage: Eukaryota; Metazoa; Mollusca; Gastropoda; Lepetellida; Haliotidae
Product: DNA-directed RNA polymerase II subunit RPB11-a-like
Biological process (GO): transcription by RNA polymerase II
Cellular component (GO): RNA polymerase II, core complex
Molecular function (GO): protein dimerization activity; DNA binding
Source: RefSeq, a predicted model, not a curated record